UGGGGUGGGGGGGGGCGCGAGGGCUCCAACUCGAGGAGAUGUCCAUGUUGCCCGCCUUCGGGUUCACCCAGGAGCAAGUGGCUUGCGUGUGCGAGGUCCUGCAACAGGGAGGCAACAUCGACAGGCUGGGGCGCUUCCUGUGGUCUCUGCCGGCCUGCGACCACCUCCACAAGAACGAGAGCGUGCUGAAGGCCAAGGCCGUGGUGGCCUUCCAUCGCGGGAGCUUCCGCGAGCUCUACAAGAUCCUGGAAGGGCAUCAGUUCCUGCCCCACAACCACCCCAAGCUGCAGCAGCUGUGGCUCAAGGCCCACUACUCCGAGGCGGAGAAGCUGCGAGGGCGCCCCCUGGGGGCCGUGGGCAAGUACCGAGUGCGGAGGAAGUUCCCCCUGCCCAGGACCAUCUGGGACGGGGACGAGACCAGCUACUGCUUCAAGGAGAAGUCGCGCAGCGUCCUGAGGGAGUGGUACAACCACAACCCGUACCCCUCGCCCUGCGAGAAGCGGGAGCUGGCCGAAGCCACCGGGUUGACCACCACUCAGGUCAGCAACUGGUUCAAGAACAGGCGUCAACGAGACCGGGCGUCGGAGACCAAGGAGCGAUACGGGGAAGGCAACGAGAGGGUCCUCUCGAACCCGGGACCACCCUUUGCGGGCGAGGGGGCCUGCGGGUCAGUCAACAACUCCGCCAGGUUCCCCCCCAAUUCAGAAGAUGACGAGACCCCUUCCAGAGCCUCUUCCUCCAGUCCUGGCGGUGGGAUGAUGGUGGUCGCUGGGCCUUUCGAGCCUGGCUCCCUCCAGAGCCUGGUCAACGGAUGUAACGGCGGAGGAGUUGGGUUCGAAAGCGUCAACGUGGAACACCAGUACCCCAUACACGACCCCAUCCUCAACCCAGCCUCACCCAACCUUCUCCAACUGGGCUCCUAGACCAAAGAGAGGGUGACUUUGCCGGGGGAAGACAUUUUGGACUGGGAGAGAGGGAGAGAGUGAGAGGGAGAGAGAGAGAGAGGGGGAAAGUGAGAGACAGAGAGACAGAGACUUGCCUCAACGAAUGGUAGUUCCUCUGGAAGCGUUAUUUUCCUCCCACAAUCCCAAUCGAGGUCUUUCUGUCUCUUCAGACUGACCCGGGUUAAGAGAUUCCUCGUCGAAAGAAGACCGAGGUCCUCCCGUUUCGCCUUCCCACCAUCCUGG
Callorhinchus milii (elephant shark) is the source of this 1187-nucleotide messenger RNA. RefSeq names its product homeobox protein six1b-like. Bases 39 to 923 code for a protein of 294 amino acids. The record is from RefSeq and is a predicted model, not a curated record. Gene Ontology annotation, cellular component: nucleus; transcription regulator complex. The transcript has 2 exons. Gene Ontology annotation, molecular function: RNA polymerase II cis-regulatory region sequence-specific DNA binding; DNA-binding transcription factor activity, RNA polymerase II-specific. Lineage: Eukaryota; Metazoa; Chordata; Chondrichthyes; Chimaeriformes; Callorhinchidae. Gene Ontology annotation, biological process: regulation of transcription by RNA polymerase II.